GCUUGAGACCUUGGGCAGCGAGGGAGGAACAAUCAGGAUUAACCAAAUUAAUAAAUUAUUAUCAAUUGUCCAAAUGGAGACCAUUCACGAGAUCAUCCCAUUGGCCAAGGAGAUGUGGAGCCAGAAGCCCAGCCGGCGGCUGGUGAAGGUGUACCUGCUGGGAGGCGCGGUGGCCUUCCUCGGGGUGGCGCUGGGCCUGGUGGAGACGGUUUGCCAGCCCUUCUCAGCCGAGGAGCCCCUGGAGGAGGAGCUGGCCAGGCUGGAGGAGCGUGAGCAGCGUCUGCUGGAGGCCCAGAAGCAGAGGGGGAGGACAGAGGAGACCGUGCUGGAGAGUGGGGAGGCCCAGCCCAGGAAGAAGCAGCACCAGGCAAUGGCUGGGCAGAGGAGCUCGGCCAACAGACUGCAUGCAUCCUAAACAUAUGCCCCCAUGUAUUUAUUGAGGAACGGUAGAUAUUUACCAUGCAAUACAUGCACCCAAAGAAGU
Messenger RNA from Conger conger (European conger), 484 nucleotides. Its product is annotated as G0/G1 switch protein 2-like. The record is from RefSeq and is a predicted model, not a curated record. Lineage: Eukaryota; Metazoa; Chordata; Actinopteri; Anguilliformes; Congridae. The transcript is spliced from 2 exons. The coding region runs from base 74 to 415 and encodes 113 amino acids.